Dipodomys spectabilis (banner-tailed kangaroo rat) is the source of this 718-nucleotide messenger RNA. RefSeq names its product interleukin 17D (gene Il17d). The coding region runs from base 89 to 718 and encodes 209 amino acids. Gene Ontology annotation, molecular function: cytokine activity. NCBI's taxonomy places the organism in Eukaryota, Metazoa, Chordata, Mammalia, Rodentia, Heteromyidae. The record is from RefSeq and is a predicted model, not a curated record. Gene Ontology annotation, biological process: inflammatory response. The transcript has 3 exons. Gene Ontology annotation, cellular component: extracellular region.
CCCCGUUUGUGUGACCCCCCCCCCUUUAUUUAUUCAGCUAAAGAACCGCUCAUAACACUGAUCUCAUUUGUACGCGGUGGGGGACGCGAUGUUGGGGACGCUGGUCUGGAUGUUCGUGGCCGGCUUCCUGCUGGCGCUGGCGCCGGGCCGGGCCGCGGGCGCGCCGAGGGCGGGCAGGCGCCCGACGCGGCCGCGAGGCUGCGCGGACCGGCCUGAGGAGCUCCUGGAGCAGCUGUACGGGCGCCUGGCGGCCGGCGUGCUCAGCGCCUUCCACCACACGCUGCAGCUGGGGCCGCGCGAGCAGGCGCGCAACGCGAGCUGCCCGGCAGGGGGCAGGCCCGCCGACCGCCGCUUCCAGACGCCCACCAACCUGCGUAGCGUGUCGCCCUGGGCAUACAGGAUCUCCUACGACCCCGCGCGGUUUCCCAGGUACCUGCCCGAGGCCUACUGCCUGUGCCGGGGCUGCCUGAUGGGGCUCUUCGGGGAGGAGGACUUCCGCUUCCGCAGCACGCCGGUGUUCGUGCCGGCCGUGGUCCUGCGCCGCACCCCGGCCUGCGCGGGAGGCCGCGCCGUCUACGCGGAGGACUACGUCACCAUCCCGGUGGGUUGCACCUGUGUCCCCGAACCCGACAAGGAGGCGGGCAGCAUCAACUCCAGCAUGGACAAACAGGCCGCCAAGCUCUCGCUGGGCCCCAGCGACAAGCCCGCCAGCCCCUAG